This is a messenger RNA of Mesoplodon densirostris (Blainville's beaked whale), 330 nucleotides long. RefSeq names its product placenta-specific gene 8 protein-like. Bases 1 to 330 code for a protein of 109 amino acids. Gene Ontology annotation, biological process: positive regulation of transcription by RNA polymerase II. The record is from RefSeq and is a predicted model, not a curated record. The transcript has 3 exons. Lineage: Eukaryota; Metazoa; Chordata; Mammalia; Artiodactyla; Ziphiidae.
AUGAAUCCAGUUGUUUUGCAGCCAAAAUAUGGCGCAGGAGGUGCGACGGUUAGUGACUGGCAAACCGGCGUUUUUGACUGCUGUGAUGACAUGGGGAUUUGUCUCUGUGGGACUUUCUUUCCCCUGUGCCUUUCGUGUCAGAUUGCCUCUGACAUGAACGAAUGCUGCCUGUGUGGAGCAAGUGUCGCCAUGAGGACCAUGUAUCGGACCCGAUACGGCAUCCCGGGCUCUAUUUGUAAUGAUUUCCUAUGGCUGGCAUGUUUCCCUCAUUGCAUCCUUUGUCAACUCAAGCGAGAUAUUGAAAAAAGAAAAGCAAUGAAUGCUUUGUAA